GGUGCGGUGGUUCGUACCAGAUUGCAGAGACACACCGACGGUUUCAGCCGAACGCUCGGCUUUAGCGGACGAGAUUUCCAAGAGGAGGAUGAGCAGCCCGUGGAUCAAUGGGAGGACAGCGUCGCCGCCGAGGAACAUCCCGAGACAUUCGUUCCAGAGCCUGCGCGCAGCCGCUAUGAAAGCCUUUUGGAGCUACUCAUGGCAGGCUUCACGCCUUCGCGCCAUCGGUUUGUGUACAACAAGCUGAAGGACAUUGUGAAGAUCGUGGCCGAUAAGUACAUUAAAGACGGUCAUAUCCCCGUCGCCUCGGUUGAGGCAUUCAUUGCCCCAGAUCCACUCGGAGUUUUGAACCCAGGGGAGAUCUAUUUUAGUUCAACGAAGCCACUCAGAGACGAAGUCACGCUGGAGAACUAUAAUCACAUCAAGGGAGAAGUUCUGAUCUAUAGGAAUCCUUGUCGUUUACCAUCGGACGUACAGAAGGUCAACGCCGUGUAUCGUUCGGAGUUGGAGUCAUGGCAGGACAUAAUAUUGUACUCUACCAAAGGGGACCAGUCUUUACCAAGCUGGCUGGCUGGAGGAGGUGGGUGUAAGACAUGGACUCCACUCACCGCCACUGACCUAUUUCCUCGAAGAUGCCGAUGGAGACAUCGCUGUCAUCAUCCUACACCGAAAAAUUAUCGACACUUUCGCGAAUUCUGACUUCUCUCGUACUGAUGACAACUUCUUGGAGGAUAAUUUCGAGUCCGAGCGAGACAUACGCACCGUGCAGAAAUUCUUGAACGAUAUCAAGCACCUUCCCAAAGACUCCGAUCGUAUGCGAGAGCAGUACCAGCGGACGCUUAUGACCGGUCUCGACGACCCACCUAAGGGUAUAUACUCCAUCUUCCAUGAAAACGCGGCCUACAGCUUUGGCUAUGAUGAUCCGCAGACUGUGCGCCUUGGAUACAUGUUCAAUACUCUUCUUGAUUCCGUGAAAACUGGUCGUCAGCUUCGGAAAGAUGUGUAUCAAAAAGAUCGCGCGAGGUACGACUACGAACGGCCACAGUGUUUGGCUUCCGCGGAGCCUGCGGGCGCCUACAAUAAGCAGGCCUUGAAAAAGCGCGAUCGCAGAUUGCCGCCGUUCGUGCUGGAUACGCUGUUGGACGUCGGCCGCGGCCUUCGCGACCAGUGGCUAGCCGCUUACGAGGACCUUCAGAGUCGCGAAUUGGAUAGACCGGACCAUGACCUCCUUCGCCCGUACGAGCUAGCCAAAGCGGACGAUCGCUAUGCCGGAUGGCCU
This is a messenger RNA of Punctularia strigosozonata HHB-11173 SS5, 1279 nucleotides long. RefSeq lists its product as uncharacterized. Gene Ontology annotation, biological process: siRNA processing. The record is from RefSeq and is a predicted model, not a curated record. Gene Ontology annotation, cellular component: nuclear RNA-directed RNA polymerase complex. Lineage: Eukaryota; Fungi; Basidiomycota; Agaricomycetes; Corticiales; Punctulariaceae. Gene Ontology annotation, molecular function: RNA-directed RNA polymerase activity. The coding region runs from base 199 to 699 and encodes 166 amino acids. The transcript has 6 exons.